GAGAGCGCUAUUAUCGCAAAGUGCUGCACCCGAAGGAAGUUUGCUUUUAGUUUUAUAUACAGUACUGUAUAUUAGUUAUACUUCCCUCGCACAGGGAGAAUUCCACCACUUGCAAAUGGGAACCCGAAGUGUUGAUAGACGUGCUUAGGAGGGGAAUGUGAUGCUCAGCACGCGGCACGUGUUUUCCGGGUGCUGCAUCCGGAAGCCUCCUGCUCAAGAAAUGUGCUUGGUGCGCGGUGGUUCCGUGUGACGCUUUGUUCCGGAGUGUAAAGGGAUUAAUUUUUUUGCUUGGCUCGUUUUGCUGGUUUCGUGUCGUUUCUGCUGCUGACAUGAUCCCGAUGCCCGUGGUGGUUUGCGUGCUGGGGGGCUGGUGUGCCGUAUACCUGGCCGACACCGCAUUGAAGUCAUCUUCCUCCCUGAAGACAUCUUAUGAAGACUGGCUCACAUACUAUGGUCUAACCAUCUCUCCGUUUCACAUGCGAUGGCAGACGGCGCUCUUCAACCGCCUGUUUUACAACUGGGGAAGAUGGAAGCCCAGACUUCUUUAUCUAUGGUUUAGUGCGGGAAUGUUUUUUGGCAUAGCUGCUAUGUUUGGUUCUGUUAUUCUCCUCGGGAAGACACUGAUGCAGACACUCUCUCAGAUGCUAAGUGAAGGGCCUGCCGGCCAGAAUGAUCAGAUGCUGCAAGUUGUGGUGCCUGGUGUAAAUCUUCCCAUCAGCCAGCUGUCCUAUUUCUUCACAGCUAUCCUUAUCAGCGGUGUCAUACAUGAAGUUGGCCACGGGGUGGCAGCUAUCCGAGAGCAGGUUCGAUUCAACGGAUUUGGAAUCUUUAUAUUUAUUGUUUAUCCAGGGGCAUUUGUUGAUCUGUUCACCACCCACUUGCAACUCAUUUCCCCAAUCCAGCAGCUGAGAAUAUUUUGUGCAGGAGUCUGGCAUAACUUUGUGCUUGGAGUUGCAAGUCUUGUGGUCCUCUUCUUUCUGCCAGCUGUUCUUUUCCCAUUUUAUUACACUGGUGCUGGGGCACUCGUCACUGAACUCACAGAGGAUUCUCCUGCUAAUGGGCCCAGAGGGCUUUUUGUUGGUGACCUUGUCACCAGUCUGCAAGACUGCUCAGUUCACAGUGUGGAGGACUGGAAUUCCUGCCUGGGAAAGAUCUCUCUGAAGCCACAAACAGGCUAUUGCAUAAAGACAUCAGUGCUACAACAGCUAAGCUACCCGUCUAGAGGUUUUAAAAGGCUUGACGGCACUGUUGAAUGUUGUAGCAACAACAGCCUCACAGACGUCUGCUUUUCAUACAGUAAUAACUUAAACGGUCAGUCGGUCCAGUAUGCCUGUCUGCCAGCACGGAAAGCUAUUGAGGCCAGCCAACUUUGCCGAACCAAUACGGAUUGCCGGAGGGAGUUUGUUCCAAGUUUGUGUGUGACGCCUUCUCUGGAAAACCAAACUAGGCUUAUCCGAGUGAAACAUCCACCUCAGAUGGAUAUGCUGUUUGUUGGGCACCCGCUGCAUCUCCAGUAUACAGUGAGUCUCAGCAGUUUUGUACCUCGACACGGCUUCCUCAGUAUCGAUCUGCCUGUGGUAAUGGAAACAUUUUGCAAGUAUCUCAUUUCCCUCUCUGGAGCGCUGGCUGUAAUCAACGCAGUCCCGUGCUUUGCUUUGGAUGGCCAGUGGAUAUUAAACUCUUUCCUGGAAGCUACUCUUAGCACGCUGGUUGUCGAAAAACAAAACAGGGAGCUAAUUGGCUUUUUAAUUUUGCUCUCUGGCAGCACACUUUUAGCUGCCAAUGUGGCGUUAGGACUUUGGGUGGUGACAGCCCGAUAGCACAUUUUUUGUUCAUUUUGACAUCUGAUAAUUUAUACUAGGCACAUGGGAACUAGUGAAAUUGUGUGUGUGUGUGUGUGUGUGCGCGCGUGCACGCAUCCAUGUGUGUGUUUGGACAAGAAGACCACAAGCAGCUUCAAUCAAAUUAUGGCACAAGAAAGAUUACUUUCCUGUGAGCUGUAAGUAAUUCAGGACUGGAUGGUUGUGAUCUUAAAAAUUAAAUUAUUUCUUCUUCAAUCAUUUGUGAAAACUUUAUUGGAAAGGCAGAAGAGUUAGACUUGGCUUAUUUAGAUGUCCUAGCAAGCUCCUGUGCGCUGGAAAACUUGCUCUUCCAAAAGAAGGGGACAGGAAUAAUGUUGAGUUCAUUAUCCUAGCCAUCACUACAAGCUGUUAUUAGGAGCUAGAAAUGUUUGUGAUAAAUGCUGAACCCUUCUUUUAUGCUUAAAAUACAUGGUCCUGCACUCUAUACAUGCAGGAUUUUUGUGGGUGUAGAUAGGCAUUUGCCUUUGUUUGCAUGGGAAUAUUUUUCCCCCUAGAUGAGAGAAGUUCUGCACUGCAUUCUCAUUCUCUUAUUUUCUGUUUAAACUGCAUCAAUAUGUUGAUUAUUCAAAAUACCUUUUUAAAGGUUCCCCACCCCCUUAUUAUUUUAUAUUUGCAUUUUUAAAAUGUUUACUUUAGGCAGAUGAUUUUACCACGAUCCUCAAUUUUAUCCUAGCCUAUGUUGAUCUGAGAAAAAUAAUGGUAUGUUUAUGUGUUUUUAAUAAUUGGUUGGAAGUCUUUUUGAAUGUGUCAUGGCAUAGAAGCAGGAUAUCAAUUUAAAUAUUAAAAUUAUGAUGUGUCAUUGCUAAUUUAUACUUCAUUGUAAAAAUCUGUAUCAGAUGGAAAAGUACUGUUUGAUAUUCAGAGAGAAUGUACAUAAUUUAGGCUCACUUACUUAAUAAGGAGUAAGUCCGUUAUGCUGAAUGAGACUUCAUUUUGAGUAGAUGUGCUUAAGAUCAAACUGCACAAUGAAUACUUUGCUGGUUUCUUUAAGUGACCAAUCCUACUUUUAAGACUUCAGAUGCAUAUAGAGUUAACAUGUUUAUUUCUAUGUAAUGAUCUGAUUGUGAUGAAUGUAACCAUAUAAUUAAAUGCUUACCUUUCUCUGGGUUUACAAAAAUAAACUUUUUUGUUUAGUUAGAAACUCCAUUA
Messenger RNA from Podarcis muralis (Common wall lizard), 3011 nucleotides. It is a transcript of the gene MBTPS2, whose product is annotated as membrane bound transcription factor peptidase, site 2. Lineage: Eukaryota; Metazoa; Chordata; Lepidosauria; Squamata; Lacertidae. Gene Ontology annotation, molecular function: protein binding; metalloendopeptidase activity. The record is from RefSeq and is a predicted model, not a curated record. Gene Ontology annotation, biological process: regulation of response to endoplasmic reticulum stress; membrane protein intracellular domain proteolysis. Gene Ontology annotation, cellular component: cytoplasm; membrane.